UGCUCUCCCGGAAGCCCCGGCGGAGCGUGUGCAUGGCGCUCGAGGGCGGCCCGUCGCAGGCUGUCUCCACGGCGGCCGCGCUCUUCACCUGGGGUGCAAAUAGCUACGGGCAACUUGGCCUUGGGCAUAAGGAAGAUGUGUUUAUGCCCCAGCGACUGAGUGACUUCUGUAGACCUGGGUGUAUCAGGAGUGUCACAGGAGGAGGGGGCCAUUCCGCAGCUGUCACAGAUGGAGGAGGUCUUUUUGUUUGUGGCCUGAAUAAAGAUGGGCAGCUGGGGCUUGGUCACACAGAGGAAGUGCUGUGUUUUACCAUCUGCAAGCCUCUCGUUGCUUGUCCCAUCCGACAGGUGGCCUGUGGCUGGGAUUUCACCAUCAUGCUCACAGAAAAAGGUCAAGUUCUGUCAUGUGGAUCCAACGCCUUUGGCCAGUUAGGUGUCCCGCACGGCCCUCGCAAGUGUGUGGUUCCCCGGGCCAUUGAGUGCCUGAGAGAGGAAGUUGCCUGUGUCGCCGCCGGGCUGAGGCACGCGUUAGCCACCACAGUGAGUGGCAGCGUGUUCCAGUGGGGGACUGGCUUGGCAUCUUCUGGACAACGCUUGUGUCCUGGGAAGACUCUCCCGCUGUUUUUGACAGCAAAGGAACCCAGCAGAGUGACAGGCCUAGAGAACUCUAGAGCAGUGUGUGCUGUUGCCGGAUCUGCCCACUCAGCUUCAUUAACAGAUACAGGCGAGCUGUACGUCUGGGGCAGUAACAAGCACGGGCAACUGGCUUCCCUGGCUGCGUUCCUCCUUCUACCCCAGAGAAUAGAAGCCCGUUGCUUUCAGGACGAAAAGGUCACUGCUGUGUGGAGUGGCUGGACUCACCUGGUUGCUCAGACAGAAACUGGCAAGGUGUUCACCUGGGGUCGAGCAGACUACGGUCAGCUGGGGAGGAGGUUGGAGUCUCCCGAAGGCCAGAAAUCUGGAGAGCAUGAUGCAUCGCUCGCCUUCUGGAGGCCGCGGAGCAGUGUGCCUUCGCCCCUGCAUUGCCUGACAGGAGCAGCAGAGGUUGCUUGUGGCUCAGAGCACAACUUGGCAGUAAUUAGCGGCAGGUGCUGUUCGUGGGGCUGGAACGAACAUGGCAUGUGUGGGGAUGGCACUGAGGCCAGCGUCUGCACCCCCACUCCCGUGCUCUCACUGUCGGGACUCCUCCUCGUGGGCUGCGGAGCCGGCCACUCCUUCGCUGUGUGUCAGCUGCCAGUGCACCCUGUGCUGUGCCGGGAUCCCCAGGUCACCUCCCCACUCCCAGAUGCCACAGAAAACCCUGAGUCUCGGGACGCCGUGGAUAGAGAGAAACCGGAAGGAGAGACAAUCCGUAACUUCAACCCAAAGCAAUUCUGACAAGACGAGAAACAGUGGACCCUGAGAAAGAACCUGUAAUAAAGUGGCUUGUUCUAACAAAA
Meriones unguiculatus (Mongolian gerbil) is the source of this 1438-nucleotide messenger RNA. It is a transcript of the gene Sergef, whose product is annotated as secretion regulating guanine nucleotide exchange factor. Bases 33 to 1376 code for a protein of 447 amino acids. NCBI's taxonomy places the organism in Eukaryota, Metazoa, Chordata, Mammalia, Rodentia, Muridae. The record is from RefSeq and is a predicted model, not a curated record. The transcript has 11 exons.